CACGCUCUUGUGCGGCAGCGAUGCGGCGGCGAUGGAGAGCCGAAGGUCGCGUGCGAUGGAACCGCGCUCUCCGAUUCCGACACGGAGGACGAGUGCGACGACCCGUACGCCCCCGCGGAGUCGCUCUGGCUGCGGAUCGGGGAGGACAUCGACUGGAGCGACGUCGGGGCGGUGGCGGUGCUGGAGCGGGACGACUCCACCAAGGGCGCCGGCGCCAACCCCAAGUCGGCCGCGCGCAGGAGCGCGACCACCGGGAGAACCUCGAUGUCCGCCGCGACACCGAGGAAGAUUGCCGUCGUCAUCGGCGGCCUGCCCCCCGCGGCGGGCAAGGUCGCGUGGGAGCACGGAAGACGGCGCACCCCAUGCCGGCUCGGCGGUCGCGCGAGGGUGUUCGCGGCCAGGGAGGCGGUUGAUCGUCAGGCGGAGCCAGCGUCGCCCGAGGUGUCCUGCCUCGGGGCCGUCCGGUCGGAGCCGCAGCCCGCGGCUGACGGUAUCAGUGGCCGCCGGUGGUGGGCAUGGUUUAUGGUCGACGUCAUCUGCUGCUGCUCCAACCGGCGCGCGUGGAGAGCGCAGGGGAGCGAAGCCGACUAGCCAAGACACGUCCGGCGGAGGUGGCGACGGACGCAGCCGUCGCUCGUCCUGCGCCUGCGGAAGUGGUCGGGGGGCAUCGGAAGAUCAGAUCGACUGAUCGUGUAACGCGUGGCUGGUUGCGUAUUGUCGGCCACUAGGAAAUUUUCGUCAUUUCUGGUUAGCUUUGCGUUUUGCCUGCUCAUGGUCGGCCGGACUAGCUCGUGCCUUUCCUGUACAUGGAUCUUCAGUAGCAGUUUAAUUUAAAUUUAAACUAGAAAACUGGCGCACCAAAGGCGCGCCCGGCCCGUCCUUUAGGCCCAGUCGGCGCCCGGCCCCUCACAGGGGAGCCGUGGGCCUAUUAGGCCUGCUAAUAUUUGAAUAUCUACCUGUUUUGUUGUAUAAAAAUGAACAGAAACAUUCCUUUGCUA
Messenger RNA from Phragmites australis (common reed), 998 nucleotides. RefSeq lists its product as uncharacterized. The transcript has a single exon. NCBI's taxonomy places the organism in Eukaryota, Viridiplantae, Streptophyta, Magnoliopsida, Poales, Poaceae. The record is from RefSeq and is a predicted model, not a curated record. The annotation marks the transcript as partial.